Molecule: messenger RNA, 1773 nt
Organism: Symbiodinium necroappetens
Lineage: Eukaryota; Dinophyceae; Suessiales; Symbiodiniaceae
Source: the annotation of a GenBank genome assembly
AUGACGCACUGCUUCGAGGACUCUGGAACUAUCCGCGAUGUCGACUUCGAGUCUGUGGAAGAUCAGAAAAUCGCCACGUUGAAGGAACGGAUGGAAAGGACAAAGGACAGCGUGGACCGUUUUGCGAAGGUGCACUUCCGCUGGACGGUUGGAAUCAAGUUCAUCGGCCUGGUAGCUUUGGCGUCGCUGCUGGCCGUGGAGUGGUACUCUGAGGUUCGCUCAGAGGCCUCGCGUCUGGUUACCGAGCUCUCGUCUCUUGGCAAGGAUGUUUUGCUGUAUGACCUCGUCCUGACAAUGUCCGCUCGAAUGCUGGCUCUCACAGGUGACUUGCGAUGGAGAGACGAGUAUUUUCUCAAGGUGGAGCCCUUGGAGGUGGUCCUGGCUGACAUCGCGCGCAAAGCACCUGACAUUGCCAGCGAGUUCGACAAAAGGACCGUCGUGGCAAACGACAAGUUGCUGGCAUUGGAGGGCGAGGCCAUCGAAUUAUCCACAUAUAACGUUACCUUGGCCACCAGCGUUCUCUUCAGCGACGAGUACGAGUCCAACAAGGCGCUCCUGCUUGAGGGCCUCACUGUGCUGGACGGCAUGAUCCAAGACGUGCGCAAGCGUCACCGGGAAACGCAAUCGUGGUGGGGCAUUUUGAGCCCGUCCCUUGUGUUGCUCGCUUUUUUCGGCGAAUGCGCCAUGACCGUCGCGGUCGAACGGCUGGACCGACGGCUGGAGAGAUAUUGGAAAGAAGCAGAUCACGCACACUCAGCGUACAGCCACGAAGCGCGCAAGCGCUUCGUCAAAAAAGCAGAGGAUACGAUCAUUAGCAUACAGGGGAAGAUCCCCAAGCGUUUUUUGAGGCCGUUGCAGCUGCAAGCUGAGAAUGACGACGCCCCACCAUCUCCGCAGUUAUUGCGCAGGAGGCUUUUCUACUUGGCGAUGUCUGCCGAAGUCUUUGCUCUUGCAGGCUUUGCUAUACCAGCUGUGCUGACCUUGGUCGCUCUGUACAAGGCAGAGGGCACGGAUCCACUGCAGCAGCUGAUCGUCCACGCGAAAGACACGGAGUUCUAUGAUGUGGCCUUGACCUCCAGUGCCCGACUCUGCGUGCUGUCGGACGAUACGCGCUGGGCGAGGGAGUACGAUGGCUUCGUUGCCCCCAUCGACACAGCCCUUGCAGGCCUGCAAGAGGUCGCUCCCGAUGUGGCAGCCGAUUUCGCCAAGUCGACGUCGGCUGCGAAUGACGCGCUCAUCGACAUGGAGGCAGCAGCUCUGGAAGCUUGUGGCUCUGAUUCACAACUUGGCCGCAGCAUCUUGUUCAGUCCAGCCUAUGAGGGCAACAAGACGCUGCUUCUUGAUGGGAUCCGCUCAGUCACCGCGGCUGCUGACGAGCAGCGCCAAAUCUUUGAGGACGAAGAGGAGCAGCACCACACUAUCAGCCGCAUCCUCUUGAUUGUGAGCACCUUCCUCAUCGUGGCCGCGGACCUCUGCACAGUUGUGAUUGCAGCCUGGAUGGAAGCUCUUUCUGUGGCCGAUGACGGGGACGAUGGCAAAGAUUCAGCGGCCGAGCAGCGAUUUGUGCUCGGUCUGUUGGACCUGGUCAAGAUGACCUUGAGCUCAGACGAGAAAAAACUUACACGGGCCGUUGCUGACCAGGAUUCAUUUGCAGAAGACUGCACCGACAUCUUACCUGACGAAUCCGGUGGUGGGGCAUUGACGCACCAAUCCUUGAUAGAGAGAUGGUGUGACGGGCCCACUGAAGUCACCACCCGGGUUUCUUGGGCUUAG